ACUAUAGAUGCUUAGGUGUUUAUGCAAAUGUUUUGGCCUAAAACGUGUCUAUUAUCUCUUGAAUCAGGGGAGAGAGAGAACAGAUGGAUGCUGACACUGAAGCCUCCUUCCUCCAACAGUUGCACUGCAUGUGGAGGCUUAUUCACAUUGUUUAUAGGUAAGGCUCAGUAGCCCAAAUUAAGCAGCCUGGAUGCAACUGGACUGUGUAACUGCAUGACUAAGAGGAUUAGACCAGAUUUACCUCCCCAGCAGUCGUCAGCAGCACUGUUCACACAGACUUGGUGCAUAGCAACAGGUCAGUGAGCCCUGUGUGCCACAUUAGCAUUCACCAUGGACUAGGACACAGACCCAUUGAGAAGAAAUGGGAGUUUUCCUUAUGAGCCCACAUGGGAUUCUUUCCUCCCAUCCUACAGUUUAGCCUCUGGCAAAGUCAGAAUACCACCAUGUGAAGUGAACAUGCUUCAACAUGACGACAUAUAUCCUGUGGACUGCGUUUACAUGGACGUUUAAAGGGAUACUGUGCACCUGCAGGUUCCUCUGGAUAUGCCCAUACAAUGCAAUUAAAUUCUUGCCAAGGGAACGGCACAUAACAGAGGACACAAGCCGGCAACUGAAACUAAUUGUGGGCUCUGAGAGUAAAGUGGUGGCAGCCAUACCAGGCAGCCCCGACCGCACCGGCUCCCUUCAUCACAGAUUAACCAAAACAGAGAAAGAUAUUCUGUCACUCAAGACCAGGGUGGCCUGUGAGAAAGCAUCAUGGGAGAGGAGGUUUACAGAGCUGCAGAGAAAACACGAAGAGCUGCAUAAUCAGCUGGUGUCUCAUGCCAGAGUGUUGGUGAGAGUGGGCAGUGAUGGGGAGCAGGGAGAGUCUGGGGGGGACAAUGGAGAAACUUUUGAGGAGUGUUCAAGUAAACAAACAAACACACACACACACACACACACAUUCUUGUACUUCUAUCUUUGUGAGGACCCUCAUUGGAACAGUGAAUUCCCUUGCAAGGUUAUAAUAGUUUUGAAUUAUUCAUCAGUUUUAGUUUUAAUUUCGUUGUGAUUUUUUUGUUUUCAAAUUCAGUUAGUUUUAAUGAGUUUUCGAGUGAGUUUGUUAGUUUUAGUUUAGUAUUUA
This is a messenger RNA of Centropristis striata (black sea bass), 1123 nucleotides long. RefSeq lists its product as uncharacterized. NCBI's taxonomy places the organism in Eukaryota, Metazoa, Chordata, Actinopteri, Perciformes, Serranidae. The transcript has 5 exons. The coding region runs from base 467 to 1051 and encodes 194 amino acids. The record is from RefSeq and is a predicted model, not a curated record.